This is a messenger RNA of Xenopus tropicalis (tropical clawed frog), 561 nucleotides long. It is a transcript of the gene ndufs5, whose product is annotated as NADH:ubiquinone oxidoreductase subunit S5. The record is from RefSeq and is a predicted model, not a curated record. The transcript has 3 exons. Lineage: Eukaryota; Metazoa; Chordata; Amphibia; Anura; Pipidae. The coding region runs from base 19 to 423 and encodes 134 amino acids. Gene Ontology annotation, cellular component: mitochondrial intermembrane space; mitochondrial inner membrane.
UACUGUCGCACUGGUCACAUGCUGCAGCACGGCACCGCUGAUAGGAGCGCGUCAGCGUGCGCCACAGGAAGUAGUUUCUGUGUAGAGGACGUCCGAAUCUGUGCAGGCAUGCCGUUUAUUGACGUCCAGAGUAAACUUGGAAUCAACAUAGAUAAAUGGAUGUUACUGCAGAGCUCACAGCAACCAUAUCGCUGGGUUUCUUCAUGCCAGGCAUUUGAGAAAGAGUGGGUGGAAUGCUCCCAUGGAAUUGGACAGAUCCGAGCACGAAAGGAAUGCAGGUUGGAAUAUGAAGACUUCUAUGAGUGCAUGAGCAGAAACAAAUUGAGACAGAGAUUGCAGGCAAUCCAAGAACAAAAGAAGAAGCUGGAGAAAGAAGGAAAAUAUAAGGCACCAGAUUUCAGCAAAGAUGACAACAGUCCUUAAUCCGUAAAAAAGCCAUCAAUUUUUGUUCAUUACAGCACCAACAAGUUACACAGCGCUUUAAAGCAAUUACUCACUCUAUGUUGUGAAUCCCAAAACUUGCAUUACAUUUUGAAAUUAUUAAAUUGAUCCUUACUGGUC